GUGCUCACUGUAGUGAACUGCAUUUUGUUUACCAGUUCUGAUCAAGAAGAGCCUAACAUACAAGGAUCAAUUUUUUGAGGCUGAACUAGCACAUUAUUUGCUCGUAGCCAGAGUUAUGGCAGCGUUAUCACAUUCAGAAUCGAGGCGGUUAUAUUCUUGGUGGUGGGAUAGCCACAACAGCCCUAAGAACUCUAAAUGGCUCCAUGACAAUCUAACAGAUAUUGAUUCCAAAGUAAAAUUUAUGAUCAAGCUACUUGAAGAGGAUGCGGAUUCAUUCGCUAGAAGGGCUGAGAUGUACUACAAGAAACGGCCCGAGUUGAUGAAAUUAGUUGAGGAAUUCUACAGGGCAUAUCGUGCACUAGCUGAAAGAUACAAUCACGCAACAGGGGAGUUGCGCCAUGCCCAUCGGACCUUAGCAAAGGCGUUUCCUGACCAAGUACCUGUCGAUAUGGUUGAAGAUUCGCCUUCAAAACCUCCUCGCACACCAGAAACAAGAAUAGUCCGUGCAUUGUUUGGCUCAGGUGACUUGCAUGGGCUUAAAGAUGAUCAACUAGGGGGAGACGAAGAAGAUUCAAACUCUAUUGAAAGGACCCCGGUUUUUCAUGCUCAAGUGCUGAAAUUUUCAAACGAAAAUCAUGAGGCCGUGAAGGAGGCUGGAAGAGCUGGAGAAGCUGAAAGUGAAGUCGAGAGCUUGAGACGUGCACUUGCUGAUAUCCGAGCUGAAAAGGAGAGUGUCCUUGUCCAGUAUCAACGGUGUCUGGCAGAGCUAUCCAGUGUCGAGGUAGAGCUCAACAAUGCCAAGGAUGACUCUAUCGAGCUCAAUGAGAGAGCUAGCAGAGCUGAGAUAGAAGUUCAGACGUUGAAGGAAGCUCUUGUUCAGUUAGAGGCCGAGAAUAAUGCUGGGCUCAUUAAACACAACGAGUACUUGGAGAAGAUAGCAAAUUUGGAAGAGAAUCGCAGGGAAUUGAAAGACGAAAUAUGUAGAUUGGAGCGUGAAAACGAAGAAGAUUAUAAACAAUGUCUUGAGAAGAUAUCAGUUCUCGAGAAUCUGAUCACCAUUCUUGAAAAUGAGGCUCGACUGCUCAAGAAACAAGCAGAGUCAGCUGAAACCCAAGUCUCCGAGCUUCAACAGUCCCUUGCAGAUCUCAACAAGGAGAAAGAAGCAUCUGCACUCCGCUACAAAUGCUGCUUGGAGACAAUUUCCAAGCUCGAGAAGGACUUGACGUGUGCGAAAGAGGAAGUCAAGCGCCUUAACAAUGAUGUUUUGAUUGGAAAUCUGAAGCUGAGGACUGCUGAAGACAAGUCUUUGCUAUUGGAGAUGUCGAACCUUUCGCUGCAAACAGAGGCUGAGAAACUGGAAAAGAAGAUUGCUGCCAAGGAUCAAGAGCUUUCACGGAAGCAGGAGGAGUUGGAGAGCCUCCAAACGUGCCUGCAAGAUGAACACUCGCGUCGUGCAAAAGUUGAGGCCACUCUUCAGGACCUGCAUUCUCAAUCUCGAGAUGAUCAGAGAGCUCUUAAGCUUGAGCUGGAAAACGUGCUCCACACGCUCAAGGACUUGGAAGCAAGCAAAGUAGGACUUGAAGAAGAGAUUUGUCAGGUUCGGGAAGAGAAUCAAAGCCUGAGUGGAGCAAACUCAUCUUCGGUGGAGAAAAUGCAAAAUGAAAUCCUUACCUUGAGAGAGAUCAAGGAGAGACUCGAGAAAGAAGUUUCACGCCACAGCGACCUAAGUAAUUCCCUCGAGCAGGAGAUAACGCGUAUGGAAGAGGAAAUCGAAGGGCUGAAUAGGAGCUAUCAGGCUUUAGUCGAACAAGUAGAAGCAGCAGGUCUGAGCAAAAACUGUGUAACGAGUUCGAUAAAGAGCUUGCAGAAUGAGAACUCAAUGCUGAGGGAGAUGAAUGAGGAGGUGAGUAACGAGAGACAAAUCCUGUCGAGUAAGCUGGAGAGCAUGCAGGAACUUUUGGAUAAAAAGGUGGUCCUAGAAAGCUCGAUCUCGUGCUUGCAGAGUGAGCUGGAGGGCUCACGAGAAACGGUUAAAGCAUUGCAGGAAUCUUGCCGGUUUCUCCAAGAAGAAAAGGCCACAUUCAUGUCCGAGAAAGCUUCUCUUCUUUCUCAGUUGAAGGCUACGACCGAUAAUAUGCACAACCUGUUGGAAAGAAAUGCUGUUGUUGAGAAUACCCUCUGCAAUGCAAGAGGUGAACUUGAAGGUUUGAGGGAGAAAUCCAAGGGAUUGGAAGAAAUGUGUGAAUUGCUUAAGAAUGAAAGGUCUCAUCUUUUGGAGGAAAGGAUUAGCUUGGCGACCAGGUUGGAAAACGUUGAGAGAAGACUAGAAACCUUAGAGAAGAAAUAUACCGGGCUUGAAGACAAAUGCAUGAGCCUCGAGAGAGAAAAGGAGGGAGUUCACUGUCAAGUCGAAGAACUCAAAAUAUCGUUGUUUAUGGAGAAGCAAGAACGAAGUUCCUCCCAGCUUCAGAGUGACACUAGAUUGGCUGGACUAGAAGACCAGAUUCAUUUCCUGAAACAAGAAAAUAGCUGGAAAAAUAAGGAAUACGAAGAGGAACUCGAGAAAUCACUUAAAGCUCAGUUUGAGAUAUCCGUCUUGCACAAAUUUAUGAAAGAUAUGGAAGAGAAGAACUGCUCUCUCAUCAUUGAGUGCCAAAAACACGUUGAGGCAUCCAAAUUGGCGGAGAAAUUGAUCUCGGAGCUGGAGAGUGAGAGCCUUGAGCAGCAAGUAGAAGCUGAAGUCUUGUUGGAUGAAAUCGAGAGACUCAGAUUGAGCAUUCACCAGGUUUUCAGGGCGCUUGAAGCUGAUCCGGACUGUCAUCCCGAGGAUAAGAUGGAGAACACCGUGCACCAUAUUAUCGAAACUAUUGAAGAUAUGAAAAGUUCCAUAUCAAGCCACGAGGAUGAAAAGCAGCUGCUCUUGGUUGAGAACUCUGUUCUCCUGACCCUCCUCAAGCAGUUAGAAUCCAAGGGGAUGGAAUUCGAGUUGCAGAGGAAGACCUUAGAGCAGGAGUUCAAAACCAUGAGCGCUAUGGCAGAAACUGAAAACGAAAAACUCCAAGAGCUGAACGGAGUAUUAAAAUCCGAUGUGUGUGAGAGUCGUCAGCAUGCUGCUAUGCUUGAAGUUGAAUUGGAGAGUCUUACUAUCAAACAAGCCGAUUUGCAUAAAUCAUACAACACUUUAGAGGCGGCAUACUUGCAAGUAAGCCGGGAUAAUACAAAUUUACUGAACAAGUUUUCUGUUCUAAAGGAGGAGAAACAAAAGGUAGAUCAGCAUAGCAAUGCUGCUCUACUUGAAUGCCUAGCAACUGCUAACGAAUCAGUCGUUUUUAGGAGCUUCAUUGAGGAGAAGUCUUCACACGUAAAAUCACUCCUCAGUGAUCUGAGGAGACAGCAUCAGAUCAACUGUGGCUUUGAAAGGGAAAUGUCUGCAUUGGUAGAGAAGCUGGAGCUGCAAAAGGCAGAAAACCAACUCUUGAAAGAUGCUGUCCAAAAGUUGGAAGGAGAGAUGCAAGGGAUGAGAGAAUACAAUGUUGAGAUGAAGGAGGAGAUUAUGAGUGGUAAACAGACUUUGCUUCAAACAGAGGGGAAGCUCUUGGAUGCAGAAACGAGGCUUCAAAGUGUCGAAAAGUUUAAUCUGGAAUUGUGUACAACGGUCGAUGAGCUGAAAACGGAUAUCCUAGAGUCAGUGCAGAUGAAGGAGACUCUUGAGAAGGACAUUAUCCGGCUGUCCGAAGCUAAUACAGCCCAGAGGGAGGAAAUGAAGAGCCUUAAUGUGCUGAAGAUGAACGUUGAGAGCGAGCUUUCCCAACUCCGGGAGCAGAUGGAAGAGAAAACUGUUAGAGAACAGGCUUUGUGUUCAGAUCUCAAGGAGAAGAGCAACGAGUUUGAACUCUGGGAAGCAGAAGCUACGGUAUUUUACUUUGACCUUCAGAUCUCUUCUAUCCGUGAAGUUCUGUUCAAGAACAAGCUGCAGGAGCUUAGUGGAGUAUGCCAGAAACUUGAGAAUGAGAAUGCUUCAAAAACAUCUCAAGUUGAGCAAAUGAAAGGGGAGAUUAGCUCGAUGGAGAAUGAAAUUGGCGGGUUGAAAUCGCAGCUGCAUGCAUACGAUCCAGUCAUAUCUGCUCUAAGAGAGGAUAUAAUGCUUCUUGAGCAUAAUGCUCUUCUUCAGACAAAGCUCAAAGCAUCCCGUGACCAUGAGCCAGAGAUUCUCGAAGUCGUUGGAGAUGACUCCGAAGUAGCUGUGGAAGACUCAUCCCUUGUGGCAACAACAUGUGAAGAACAAAAGAUGUAG
Salvia hispanica is the source of this 4294-nucleotide messenger RNA. RefSeq names its product protein NETWORKED 1A-like. The record is from RefSeq and is a predicted model, not a curated record. Gene Ontology annotation, cellular component: plasma membrane. Gene Ontology annotation, molecular function: actin filament binding. Lineage: Eukaryota; Viridiplantae; Streptophyta; Magnoliopsida; Lamiales; Lamiaceae.